This is a messenger RNA of Talaromyces marneffei, 2328 nucleotides long. RefSeq lists its product as uncharacterized. NCBI's taxonomy places the organism in Eukaryota, Fungi, Ascomycota, Eurotiomycetes, Eurotiales, Trichocomaceae. Gene Ontology annotation, molecular function: zinc ion binding; RNA polymerase II cis-regulatory region sequence-specific DNA binding; DNA-binding transcription factor activity, RNA polymerase II-specific. Gene Ontology annotation, cellular component: chromatin. Gene Ontology annotation, biological process: DNA-templated transcription; regulation of transcription by RNA polymerase II. The transcript has 3 exons. The coding region runs from base 1 to 2328 and encodes 775 amino acids. The record is from RefSeq and is a predicted model, not a curated record.
AUGCCCCGGGAGCAUUCCUGCACCGAGCCGGGGUGCGGAAAGAGGUUCCUUCGAGCAGAGCAUUUGGCUAGACAUCGACUGAACCACAGUCCCAAGCAAAUAUAUCAAUGCCCGUCAUGUCCCAAACGCUUCGUCCGAAGGGACUUGCUCCGGAGACACGAGGAACGCCAUGCCAAGGGCAUGUGGUUCCGCAACUCAGGCGGGUUUGUGGCAGCCAACACUCCCAGCUCUUCGCAUGAAUCUUCUGAAGCUCCGUCUCAGUCUAAUAUGCAAAUGGCGCAUGCUGCCAUAUUCACUGAACGAGAGCAGGAGGAGGAUGUCCGGAUGAGUUCUCCGGAUAUGCACUCAGUCAAGAUAUCUCCUUACGAAGAUGCUGGCAGGGUAUAUGAUCAGAUGGGGGUCAUGGACACAACGAGACUUGAAUGUCAUAAUGACCAUGUCAUAUCUUACGGCCAGCAUCUGGGGCCAAUGGAUUACCGGAACCCAGGCCCUACCGUACGUGGCCCUGACCCUCACAAUGUGAAUUUUGCUCUUCCACAGUUUGUAGAAGAUCAAGUCACUUCACUAUUCUUUGAUUCGUCAACAAACAUUCCCGAUCCAGCCUUGGACUUUGAGUGGUUGUUUGAUAAUCUCUCUGCCGACCUGAACACUACAGGAGGCAGUGCUGGCAUACCGUCCAUCACCUCCCCACACAACAGCAUCUCAUCAACAGAUAUAUCACCACCCGUGCUACCAGUGCCAUCACCUGCCCAUAUCCGCCAUCCGUUGUCGCCUCGAUCAUCUCAAACGUCACCCUGGAUCCAGGUUCGUGCAAACCUGUUGGAAGCAUUGAGCACUUUAGAUUCGGAGACAGCGAUGUCAUCCUUCUUUUAUCCGAGUAAACUUGCUGGAUUCUGGGAUUUAUACUUUGAGAAUUAUCAUCCACACUUUCCCAUUUUACAUAAACAGACACUUGACCCAGUAAAAGCGUCGCCUCUCAUGGUUGCCGCUAUUGUUACGUUGGGGUCGACGCUGUCAGGAGACGCAGUACAUUGGCAUGCUUCUAUCAAGAUCCACGAUACCCUGCGAUAUCUUAUUUUCGGAACUCCCGACUUUGACCCUCCCGCAUCACUAUGGUGUGUCCAAACUCUCCUGAUUUUACAAGCACAUGAGAAAAUGUUUUCUACAAGAAAACAUCACCAACUCGCACACAUCUUCCACGGCGCAAUCAUCACACUCAUGAAACGUGGCGUUGCAUAUCAAAACACCGCACAAACACCCGGAACAACUCCACUAGAGCAGUCAUGGCAUCGAUGGAUUGAAAUGCAGGGCUCAAACCGAACUGCAUUUUUCGGAUUCAUCAUGGAUGCUCAACAUAGCUUCAUGUUUGGCCACACAUGCAUUCUUUCCGUGCAUGAUGUGCGCUUGCCCUUACCAUGUGCAGAUGUACUUUGGGACUGCAUGAAAGCCGAGGAUUGGGACAGGAUGAUGCGCAAAACACCCGAGUCACCAGGCUUUCUGCCUGUAUUAAAACGUCUAUUAGCACGAACGCCCAUCCCACCACAUUGUAGUGCAUACGCUCGCUUUAUCCUACUACAUGGUCUAUUUAGCGUAACCGCACACCUAAAAGCGCGAGACUCGGUAACAUUGGGUGUCGGACGCAUGCCGACGGCAAAUUCACCUCGUUUGGAUGCAAUCGAUACAUGGAAAGAGACCCUAGAACGCGCAAUGGAUACAUGGUCAUUCUCGCUCGCGUCACGGAGCUCAUCGCUUGCGCUAGAAGCGUCAAGGCCUCUUCAUCGUAUGGCCUAUGUGGCUAUCUACACCGACAUAAACGACAUACAUAUCCUCGCCGGCGCACCAUCUCUACUAGGAAGUCUGCUCUCCAACAACGACCGCCUAAGAGCGACCGCGCGCGUGCGCUUAUGGAGCGAAAGAGAAGAAUCCAAAAAGGCUCUCUACCACUGUCUACUACUCAUACAAGAAACCAUCUUCACCGGCCAACUGUAUCGCGCCACGAAAGAUAACAUUGCGCUCCGUCCAUGGUCGAUAUACCACGCCUCACUAAUCCUUUGGGCGUACGGCGCCAUGGCCCGGGAACGAAGCCAGUCUCCAGUACCAUCACAACACCCAUCAUCAAGAGGCAGGAAACCGUCCUGCGGCGCGGAAGAAUAUCUCGUGCGCAUGCUGAUGUUGCUUCGGCAUGAUUCGGCGGAUAUCAAUAUUGUGGCGCAGGAGACUUCGGGGUUACUGCAGGCGGUACGCGAGAGUCUGGAGGGAUGUAGAUGGGAGUUGUUGCAGGAGGCGUACGAUACGUUGGGGAGGUUGAUUGGGAAUGACUCGAUGUGA